AUGCAAGCCAUCACCAAUACCAUCCAGUUCCACGGCGGCGAGGACGAGGACGCCCCCGCCCACAUAAACCGUUUCUCUCGUAUGCUUUCCACUUUUAGCCUUCAUGGAGCCCCAAACGAUACUACCUAUUUACAGCUUUUCCCCUUUUCACUAGCCGACCGUGCGGCUACUUGGUUGGAUUCUCAGCCAACCGGUACUUUUACCAGUUGGGCGGGCCUUCGUCAAGCCUUAUUGAACAAAUAUUUUCCGCCCGCUAAAGAAUCACAUCUUCGCGAUCAAAUUCACUCAUUCCGCAUGGAGCCCGACGAGCCCUAUUACCUUGCUUGGGAGCGAUUUCAAAACCUUGUCGCUCGAUGCUCCCAUCAUGGUCUUUCUGAUUGGGCCCUUUGUGAAAAAUUUUAUAACGGUCUCACCCAAGAGACUCGUGAUCGUUUUGACACUAAUGCGGGAGGUCAUAUGAUGGGCAUUCUUACUGUUGCCGAGUGUUUAGAGCGUUUCGAAGCAUUUGCCCAAUCUCAAUCUCAGUCGCGAUCUGAUCAGCGGUAUCAAAGUGGCAAUUCAAAUACCACUACUAGUGCACCCACUCGUGGGGUGAACCAUAUCACUAUGGACCCUAGUAUAGCCGCCGUAUUAGAAAACAUCACUGGAGAGCUCAAGGAGAUUAAGGCAAAGGUUGAUAAGUGUGAGUUUUGCCGAGGGGUUCAUGAUACGAAUGCGUGUCCAUUGUUAGUUGGUGAGGAGCAGGUCGAUUUCGUGGGAGGGGGUCUAGGUAGAGGUCAACCUAGUGGAUUUGGUAGUAAUUUUAAUUCGGGUUGGCGUAAUAAUACUAAUUUCAAUAAUAAUAAUAAUUUUCGUUCCAAUGGUAACCCCCCUGCUUUCCAAUUAGCUGAAAAUCCAAAUAGGGCAGGGUUCAUUCUUUGGUGGGGGUUCAAAUGGGUAGUUCAAUAA
This is a messenger RNA of Helianthus annuus (common sunflower), 948 nucleotides long. RefSeq lists its product as uncharacterized. The transcript has a single exon. The record is from RefSeq and is a predicted model, not a curated record. NCBI's taxonomy places the organism in Eukaryota, Viridiplantae, Streptophyta, Magnoliopsida, Asterales, Asteraceae. Bases 1 to 948 code for a protein of 315 amino acids.